Molecule: messenger RNA, 1235 nt
Organism: Drosophila pseudoobscura
Lineage: Eukaryota; Metazoa; Arthropoda; Insecta; Diptera; Drosophilidae
Product: homocysteine S-methyltransferase
Exons: 4
Coding region: 175-1170 (331 amino acids)
Biological process (GO): S-methylmethionine cycle
Molecular function (GO): S-adenosylmethionine-homocysteine S-methyltransferase activity
Source: RefSeq, a predicted model, not a curated record
AACGCUCGACGAACAUACAGUGGAGUAGAUCAUAUCCAUAGUUUGAACAGACGACAAAACAACAGCUAAAUACUUGAUUACAGGCCAGACAGCGACUUAUCUAAUAAAGUUGUUAUUGAAUUGAGACAUUUACAAGAUCUCUAUAAAUACGAUUUCAAGCUCUACCGUGUAAUCAUGGGUCUGACGCGCGUGCUGGUGAAAGAUGGCGGUUUUGGCACACAGAUGACCGUUCAUGUGGGCAACUCUGUGGAUGGGGAUCCCUUGUGGAGUGCCCGCUUCAAUGCCACUAAUCCGGCGGCCAUAAUUAACACCCACCUGGAUUUCCUGCAGAAUGGGGCUGAUAUCAUAUUGACGAACACUUAUCAGGCCAGUGUCGAGGGUUACAUGGAGUAUUUGGAACUGGACGAGGAUCAGAGCAUCGAGCUGAUAAGAAACACGGUGCGUCUGGCGCACAUAGCAAAGGAAAAAUAUCUGACCGAGUGUUAUCAGGCCCAGCUGGCGGUUCCAGAAGGCUAUCCUCUGAUAAUCGCCUCGAUUGGACCCUUUGGCGCCCACCUUCACGAUGGCUCCGAGUACACCGGUAGCUACGCCGAUUAUGUACCAGCAAAGACCAUCACCGACUGGCACCGCAUCCGGAUCGAGGCUUGUCUGGAGGCGGGAGUAGAUGCCCUGGCCAUUGAGACAAUUCCGUGCCAGAUGGAGGCUGAAGCCCUCGUGGAAAUGCUUUGCGAUGACUAUCCGGAUGUGAAGUUCUGGGUGGCAUUCCAAUGCAAGGAUGAGAGCACUCUAGCGCAUGGCGAGACCUUUGCAGAUGCGGCAAAUGCCAUCUGGGAUAUGCUCGCCGAGCGUAAUGCUCAGGACAAGUGCUUGGCUGUCGGUGUGAACUGUGUGCAUCCCAAAUUUGUGACAUCUUUGUUCAAGAGCCUUAAUGGAGACCGCAGCGUGGAAGAUCAGAUCCCGCUGGUUGUUUAUCCCAACAGUGGAGAGGUCUACGAUGUCGUCAAGGGCUGGGAGGGAAGGGAGCAUUGUGUGCCCCUCGCCAACUACGUGCCCGAGUGGUCGCAGCUGGGAGCCAAAAUUAUUGGCGGCUGCUGUCGCACAUACGCCAGGGAUAUUCGCCACAUUGGCGAGGCCAUCCGCAACUGGAACAAACUGAAGAAGGUCGCUUAAAGGUGGCAAGAACCUGCGGAUCUCAGUAACUGUAACGAACAAAAUGCAUUUGAAUUAGUUCUGUA